Messenger RNA from Leptinotarsa decemlineata (Colorado potato beetle), 1594 nucleotides. It is a transcript of the gene Bcs1, whose product is annotated as mitochondrial chaperone BCS1. Gene Ontology annotation, molecular function: ATP hydrolysis activity; ATP binding. The record is from RefSeq and is a predicted model, not a curated record. Lineage: Eukaryota; Metazoa; Arthropoda; Insecta; Coleoptera; Chrysomelidae.
GAUUUUUUAUUGUAGGUUAUGUAUGAGCGGAUUCGUUUUUUGACUUAUUUCAUACAGUUUUUUGUUAUUUCAAUGAUAUUUUCUUUUAAUUGAUAAUACUUUCAGAAGAUAUCUUCUCUCAUCAUGCCUAUUAGCGAAUAUAUAUCGGCCCUAUCUGAUAACCCAUAUUUUGGUGCUGGUUUCGGACUCUUCGGUGUGGGUGCCGGAGCUGCUCUUCUCAGAAAGGGUUUUCAAACGUCUCUCAUUUUAUUCAGAAGACAUUACAUGAUAACCCUGGAAGUUCCAUGUCGAGAUAAAUCUUACCAGUGGUUGCUACAGUGGAUGACUACUAAAGGUGCAAGGCAGACUCAGCAUUUAAGUGUCGAAACGAGUUUCGAACAGAAAGACAGCGGACAUGUAAAAACCAAAUACGAUUUCAUACCUAGCAUAGGGACUCACUUCUUUCGGUAUGGCAGAUCUUGGAUAAGGGUAGAAAGAACCAGAGAGCAACAUACUUUGGAUCUCCAUAUGGGUACUCCUUGGGAAACGGUUCAGCUUACUGCGUUUGGGAGGAACAAGGCAAUGUUUUUCACAAUCUUGGAGGAAGCUAGACAGAUGGCUCUGGAGAAGCAUGAAGGUAAAACCAUAAUGUAUACUGCAAUGGGUAGCGAAUGGAGACCUCUUGGACAUCCGAGGAGAAAACGGCCAAUUUGUUCUGUUAUUCUUGAUGAUGGUAUAAGCGAAAGAAUUUUGAAGGAUUGUCACGAGUUUAUAUCAAAUCCGACAUGGUAUAUAGACCGCGGAAUUCCUUAUAGAAGAGGAUAUCUCCUCUACGGCCCUCCAGGCUGUGGAAAAUCUUCGUAUAUCACGGCCUUAGCAGGUGAGUUAGGAUUUUCCAUUUGUGUAUUGAACCUAUCAGAGAGAAGUCUCUCCGACGACAGACUAAAUCAUUUGCUCAGCUUGGCACCUCAACAAAGUAUUAUACUAUUGGAAGAUAUUGAUGCAGCAUUCACAUCUAGGGAAGAUACACCUCAACAGAAAGCGGCCUAUGAAGGUUUGAACAGGGUAACGUUCAGCGGGUUGUUGAAUUGUUUGGAUGGUGUUGCUAGUACUGAGGCCAGGAUAGUAUUCAUGACUACAAAUUACAUUGACAGGUUGGAUCCUGCCCUCAUAAGGCCAGGUCGGGUUGAUCUACAAGAGUAUAUAGGAUGGUGUUCCCAAAACCAAAUAGAAAAAAUGUAUCUCAGGUUUUAUGACGGUAAAGAUGCGUUGAUCCAGGCAAAGAUGUUUGCUGAAAAAGUCGUAUCAUUGAAGGCCAAUGUUAGCCCCGCUCAAAUACAGGGUUACUUCAUGCUUCACAAGCAUUCGGAUUCUCGGGAUGUAUUGGAAAAUUGCGAAAUAUUAUGCAAGUCAAAAAAAAAUUCUCAAGUAUUUAGCAAAGACAUCAUUUCAAAUAUUGUACAGGAAUACUCCAUCCGUAACUCCCAACUUCAAUUAAGUGUUUGAGCCGGGGAAAAUGAACUUAAUCGGAUGAAAAAUGUGGAACCAAAAAAGCUUUGAAUUCUGUUAAAACAUAUUUAUUUCAAUUAUUUCAAAUAAAAUAAUGUUGUGUUUA